Molecule: messenger RNA, 830 nt
Organism: Setaria italica (foxtail millet)
Lineage: Eukaryota; Viridiplantae; Streptophyta; Magnoliopsida; Poales; Poaceae
Product: mediator of RNA polymerase II transcription subunit 21
Exons: 5
Coding region: 75-566 (163 amino acids)
Biological process (GO): regulation of transcription by RNA polymerase II
Cellular component (GO): mediator complex
Molecular function (GO): transcription coregulator activity
Source: RefSeq, a predicted model, not a curated record
GGUGGCCGACGGGGCACAACAUCACACAAGGGGGAGGGAGGAGAGAGAGGGAGAGAGGGGAGGGGGGAUUCGCCAUGGACAUCAUCACGCAGCUGCAGGAGCAGCUCAGCGAGAUCGCCAUGCUGGCCGUCAACACCUUCGGCACGCUGCAGAGGGACGCGCCGCCCGACCGCCUCUCCACCAGCUACCCGGACCCGCUCAACCCCAACCCUAAGCCCGAGGAGGACGCCAAGCCCCAGGUCCAGGCCCCGCCCGGCGCGGCCCCGGCGCAGGCGCAGCCACCCGCGCCGCCGCAGGCGCCCGCGCUCGACCUCGCCGAGCAACCCAAGGCCAUGAGCCACGCCCUCGUCCUCGCCGCCAAGAAGUUUGAUGCACUUGUUGCGGCGUUGCCACUGUCAUCAGAAGAGGAUCAGUUGAAAAGAAUCCAAGAGCUGCAGGCAGAGAAUGAAGUCGUGGGAUUGGAGCUUCAGAAACAACUUGAAGCUGCUGAACUGGAGUUGAAGCAGGUUGAGGUCUUGUUUAAUGAAGCGACAGACAAUUGUAUAAAUUUGAAGAAGCCAGAAUAGUAUGCAUGCUUGCUGAAAGCAAAUUAUUCUCAUGAAUGGAUGAAGGUGGAGACAUGAAUGCGAGGAGCAUAACCUUUUUCUGUCUUUUCGAAUUCUGUACUGGAUAGAUAUGUAAACAUUAAUGCCAAUUCUAUCUCGUCAACUUUUGUGUGCUGUUAUUCCAAAAGCACCUACUGAAUUAGGAAUUAACGCAUCGUAUGCUUGUUGGACUUGUCUGGCCUUUUAUGAGCUGUUGUGUGUUGUGCUGGUAUUCUUGUGGAUGGA